AAAAAAUAAAAAUUAAAAAUAAAGCGGUAAAAAAAACUUCUUCUUUUCUAAUUGAAACCACUAUAUACCGACCAUUUUAAAAAUAGUCAAAACCUUAUUACCUAACCACACUGCGCACGCGUUUUCGUUGAAGCAUAUGGCUGCAUAUUUGCGUGCCAAUAUUCCAGUGAUCUUCUUGCGACAAUUUUACAUAGAGGAAGUUAAAAUCUCGAGCUUUUCGUGAUGGAAAUCUGGCUUAUUUUUAAUCCCAUCUCAUUGAAAACUUUCUUAGUUUCUUCGGUUUACUCUCUCACACCCGACCUGCUCUCUCCUCUCUUCACUGAUCCGUGCCAAGAUGAGCUUCGUUAACUCGCCAUCCUCCGAUGUUUCUCAUGACCUUGACAACUUUCUGAAUGUUAGUAUGCCACCAGCAAUCAAUCACAUCUAUCCAGAGGAAGAGAUCCCAAGUGAGAACUACUCACAUGAGAAUUACUUGACGCCGAGUGCAGGCAACUCUGAUCCUAAUGUGUUCCAUGCCUCGAUGAUGAACACUGCUAACAUGCUAUUGACACAACAUGGAGUGACACCAGCAACCAAUUCGAUGAAUUUUCAAGAGGGAGGGUUCUCAGUUGAAAACCUUGGGUCUCGUAUGAUGAAGAGCAUCGCUAACAGAUCAAUCCUUAAAGAUUCCAAUAAAGAGAUUGGAGACUUGAGACAACAUGGGGGAUUCACCUAUGGUGGAGACACGAACUUUCAAGAGACCUCAACAAGAGCUGGGAACCAUGAUACUUUGAGCAUCCCUAACAAGUCAGUCCUUAAAGAUUUCAAUGAAGAUAUUGGAGACUUGAGACAACAGGGGGGAUUCGCCUACAGUGGAGACACGAACUUUCAAGAGACCUCAACAAGAACUGGGAAUCAUGAUACUUUGAUCCAUGCCUCGAUGAUGAACACUGCUAACAUGCCAUUUACACGACAUGGAGUGACACCAGCAACCAAUUUGUUGAAUUUUCAAGGGGGAAGGUUCUCACUUGGAAACCUUAAGCCUCCUAUGAUGAUUCGUGCCAAGAUGAGCAUCGCUAGCACUUCAUCCCACGAAGCUAUCUCUAAAGGACAAGUGAACUACUCGGAUCAAGAGAGCGAAGGGUUGCUUAAUCGUAACCGGAUGAAUGACUCGAUGCGGAGUAUAGGCAUUAAAAGAAGCUCGGAAGCUAGAGAAAAAGGCAUAGAGGAACAAUCACUAGAGCCGAAAAAUAAAAAAUUAACCCUCGAAGAGCUUGGAGAGAGAGAUGGGAAGCAAAUAAACAAGAUAAUGACAGAUCGGCUUAACAGACAGAUAGAGCAAGACAAAAAGUCAGAUAUGGAAUUAGUGCACACCAAGAAAUGGCCACUGAAAGAGGAUGUCCAAGUCAUUAGGCAGGAGUGCAAAAAAAUAGCUAAAACCUGUGACUUAAAUUCAAAUGAGGCGAAGCAAAAAUUGCUCGGAGAAGCAAAAAAUUUGGAGAUAACACAAAAAGCACGUGAGGACUCUGGGAACCCUUCCACUAAUAUGGAUCACAUCAUGAAGAAUUUAGGUUUAUAUUUCGAGGGUCCAUUCAUUGAGGCAUUAAAGAAAGAGUUUUCUCCAAAUCUUGGUAAUGGCCGUUCUGCAAGGUCCCCACCUGUACACUCUGCUUUUAUUGCUUUGGAAAACCAAGUUUAUGACCAAGGCAACAAGCAAGUGGAGCUAGAAGAUUUCCAAGGUUUACUAGAAGAGUUGAAGAAACUUCGUUGGGGGGAAAUUCCAAGCUACCUUCAACCUAUUGCGAGCCGAAUCGUAAAGGAUGUUGCAAAAGUUGAGUUUUGUCAUACUACGGCUCUAGUUCUGUUUUGUGCUGCAGUAAAAGAAAUGGAAGAUUUUCCAACUGAGAAAUUGGACUUGGAUAUGUUGAAGAAGUGGGGGGCAACACUUAGAAAGGCCAAGGAAGUUGGUUUUCAGGCGGGAUUUGCUGAUGAUUGGUUAAAGAAGAAUUUGCUUGCCUACUUUGCUCACACACAAAUUCUUAGAGGAGGCUAAAAAAAAGAGGUUGGAAAAAUCAAAGGUGACUCAGCUCUCAUUGUUGAGAAUCAAAGGGUGUUUUGCAUUCGCAGCAAAAUACACUGAACUUAUUUGAUUUGAUGCACUUUGGGUUUCAAUAUUUACUUUUCUCUAUUUAAACUAUUUGGUUUUGGGUUAAAAAAAACAAAAAAAAACAAAAAAAAACUAUGGUUUUGCGUGUUUUGUAUGGACUUGGUGUUUUGCAAUCAUUUAUAUUAUAUGGUUUUUGAGACAUUGAUAUA
Gossypium arboreum is the source of this 2295-nucleotide messenger RNA. RefSeq lists its product as uncharacterized. The coding region runs from base 335 to 2032 and encodes 565 amino acids. The transcript is spliced from 13 exons. NCBI's taxonomy places the organism in Eukaryota, Viridiplantae, Streptophyta, Magnoliopsida, Malvales, Malvaceae. The record is from RefSeq and is a predicted model, not a curated record.